Messenger RNA from Cylicocyclus nassatus, 291 nucleotides. The record is from the annotation of a GenBank genome assembly. NCBI's taxonomy places the organism in Eukaryota, Metazoa, Nematoda, Chromadorea, Rhabditida, Strongylidae.
AUGAUGGGAUACGGGUACGACGAACUGCUACCAGGCGCGGUUGUGGAUUUUGAAAACUCGGAAUUUUACGCUAGUCUUGGCACAGACGAAGCCGAAAGAAAGCAAAAUUUUGAUCAGGCUUCGCGUGAGAAAAUGCGGUGGCGUCCACAGCUCUUUAAGGCCCUGCAAUUCGCACUACAAGAUAUUAGGUUCUAUACGUACAAGGAAAGCGAGUCGAAAUGGAUACCGCAUAAGGUAAAAUUGUUUGCUGUGACUACCUAUUCAUUGCUGAUGAGUGAAGUUCUGCGAUAG